This is a messenger RNA of Rangifer tarandus platyrhynchus (Svalbard reindeer), 1266 nucleotides long. Lineage: Eukaryota; Metazoa; Chordata; Mammalia; Artiodactyla; Cervidae. The record is from the annotation of a GenBank genome assembly.
AUGAGGUCCCUCUGGCUUCAGGGAGUCAGGCCAGAGCAGGGGGCCGCCAAGUGCUGCACCCCAGGGACCCCCAUCACCCAAAGGCCACAGGACAAGGAGGAUCGAGCUUGGUUUCAGGGCCAGCACCAAGGCGACAGCCUAGCAGUGGAGGCUGAGGCGGUGACCCCCUGCUGCUCAGGCCUGGUGCAGGCACCAGCAAGCAUGGCUCUGGAGUCGGAAGCAGAGGAGCUGCUGUUUGGUUUCCUCAUCUGCCUGGGGAUCCAGUUCAAGGCAGACUCGGGGCCUCAAAGAUGUGCCGGCUACGGUCAGCCUGUGGGCCCUGGAGGACGUCCCAGCGCUUUGCCAGGCUUUGGCCGGGGUCCCCCCGACACCAUCAUGCGCAUGGACAAGCAGAGGCUCUGUGGGCACUGGCCUCACUUGCUUGAUGUUAAUAAUACUGUCAUGGUCUUCAUCACCUCUUCUGCCUCCCCCAUCGACACCAGGGAGGCUUUUAAGGUCUCCUGCUCCAUUCCUGCUGCCCCCGAAGAGCUCCCCACCCGGCUUUUCUGGCUGUAUUCCCUCUUUGCUGGCCCCACUGCCAUAGAGGGACUAGGCCUCCCUCUCAAAGAACUUCUCCUUGGUGCCCGUUUCCUGCCUGUCGACAUCACAGAGAUCAUCAACCCCAAGCCAUGUAACAUCGCCAACAGGAAGUUCCCCUUGGCCCCCCUCACCCCGGAAAUUCUGGCCUCCACAGAAUUUCUAACCCUGAGCCCCACGCUGCACCCGGACCGACCACAGCCCAGAAUGGAUCUGCUGAUUAGGCGGUGUGCAUCAUACAACAUGCUUCUGUGCCGUGCGCCUGCUUCUAAAGGGCCUGUUCGAUUGAGCGCGGAGAGGCAGUCAAGCGCACUCCAAUCUCCAGAAGCGGAACGCCGGCCAGAACCCCAAACCUCGGAUGCAAGCAAGCUUCUGUCUCCCCUGGGAGCAUCGCCGAACUCAGGGGGAGAAGUAAGCAGAAGCGGAGAUUUCUCAGGGACUUCUGGGAAAGGGAAGUCCCUGAGAACGGAAACGGAAGCGACUUGGCCCGGUGCAUCCUGGGAGUUGCAGUUCAGUUGUCUAGGGCUUUUGUACCCUCAGGCCAAGCGGUCUGGGCCCGUCGCGCGAGUAGCCACGGACGCAGGAAGGCAGGCUGGAGCUUGGUUUUCCACAAGGUCGGUGCGGCCCGAGACCCUGCUGUCCCACCUCCACUCCAACCGGGAGCAGCGGCCAUUAGGCGUUGGGGCUUGA